AUGAAUUGCUCUCUCGUCUCUGACGAUAGCUUCGGUCCUCAGUAUUGCGACAACUUCGACUUCACACUAGUUUUCGAACAGAGCUUCUUUCAGAUUGCGCCGUGUGCUCUACUCCUUUUCGCUCUCCCCAUCAGAGCUUCUCAAUUGCGACAACAAGAAGCGAAAUGCGCAAGGUCAUGGACGCGCGUCGGCAAACAAGCCAUCAUAUCAUUCUUAGCUCUGAGUCAAUGCGCUCUACUGAUUUCCUGGGCCCUUUCUAAGAGUGUUAGUCGAACCGCUGUGGCAGCGGCAAGCUUGUCCUUCCUCGCUUGCUUGGGUCUACUUUGGCUCUCUUCCGUUGAGCACACGCGCUCAGCGAGACCCAGCGACAUCAUCAGCGUCUUCAUCCUCAUCUCCAUAAUCUUAGAUGUGCCACAAGCUCGUACUUUGUGGCUGCGUCACCGCUCAGACACAGCUGUCGCAGCCACUUUCACCGCUUGCCUGGCCAUCAAAAUUGUCAUACUCUUCCUCGAAGCGAGGUCUAAGAGACCAUGGCUACUUCCCCCAUAUCGAGCCCAUGCGCCCGAGGCACUUGCAAAUGUCUUCGAGCGCACUGUGCUUUGGUGGCUUGGUCCACUCUUUCUCCUCGCGUAUCGGAAGAAUAUCAGGUUCGAGGACCUGUACGCUAUCGAUGAAAGUCUGCUGUCUGAAUCAGUGGAAGAGCGAUUCAUGCAACAUUGGUCACGCUUCCGUGGAUACAACAUCAAAAGGCGCCCUCUCUUGCAAGCUAUGGUCUUGACAACCAAGUGGAGUCUACUUGCGACUAUAUUGCCACGUCUCUGUCUCAGCGUUAUGAAGCUCACCCAGCCUCUUCUGAUUGACAGAAUAACAAAAUGGCUUGGUGCUACCUCGCGAGACCAUGAUACCGGGAAAGGCUUGAUUGCCGCGACGAUGCUAAUCUACCUGGUUAUGGCCCUCUUGACUGUAACGUACAGAAGGCAGGCCGACCGAUUUCUCACCACGCUGCGCGGGAUCCUUGUUUCCGCAUUGCAUUCGCGGAGCUUGGCCCUUUCCAACACCCAGCUCUCAGAUGGAAAUAUGCUCACGCUAGUAAGCACCGACGUGUUGCGCAUUGGUAUGAGCUUGCAGCGAGUCGGGGAGAUGUUUGCUGCCCCGUUCGAAAUCAUCGGUGUCGCGGCCUUGCUAGCUCGUCAAAGCGGUGUUUCUUGCGUUGCUCCAAUCGCUGUAGGGGUCGCAGUGCCCAUCAUCAGUGCUCUCAAUAGUAAGCGAGGCCUGCCGAUGCAGAGAAUUUGGCUCGAUGCCAUCCAGCGACGCGUUGCAUACACGACUGCAGUACUCGGUUGCUCCAAAGGCUUCAAGAUGCUGGGGUUGACUGAGUUCCUCUCGAAACAGAUUCAAAAGCUAAGAGUCAAAGAACUUGCUGACUAUGCUGGAUACCGGAAAUUUGUUGCAGUUAGGGAAACACUCGCCUCAGUGCCCAAUGCCUUGGGGCCAACUCUUACCUUGAUGGUGUUUACUUUGAUCAAUGGCGGCGACAAGCUGACCCCAAGUGUGGCGUUCAGUACUUUGUCGUUGGUCUCGCUUCUGUCCGCGCCAAUACAAGAGGUGGUCUGGGCCAUCAUUGACCUCCAGCUGGUUCACACGAGCCUUUUCCGCAUUCAGUAUUUUCUGCUUGGCGACGACGGCAAUGACGCUGAGCCCUCGUUUGUCCUAGAUAGUGCUUCCCCAUCCAUUGAGGUGAUGGCGAUGGUUCCAAAUGGCGUCAGUCUGACCGAUGCGGCAGUAUACGCUGGUGACAAUCCUCAACGCCCCAUCCUUCAGGACAUCUCCCUGGAUCUGCAAAAAGAGUCUUUCACUCUCGUACUUGGGCCAGUUGGAAGUGGGAAGUCGACUCUAGGUCGCGCUGUGGUCGGCGACAUGAAGCUGAAUGCUGGCAGUCGUACCAUUUCGAAAGAUUUCCACUCAUUCGCCUUCUGUUCUCAAGAACCCUGGCUGCCAAACGACUCGAUUCGGAACAUCAUCAUUGGGGAGUCAGAUUAUGACCCAGCUUGGUACACCACGGUCGUGAACGCAUGCGCAUUGUCGAUCGAUAUGGCCCGAUUCCCGGCCGGAGAGAACACAAAAGUAGGUAACAAAGGGAUGUCACUAAGUGGCGGACAGAAACAACGCCUUGCCCUCGCAAGAGCGCUGUAUUCGCGAAUCCCAGUGUUGGUGCUGGAUGACAUCUUCAGUGGGCUGGACAUUAAAUCCCUCAAACAUAUUGCUGGAUCUGUCUUCGGCCCCUCCGGCAUAGCCAAGCGGCAUGGUCUUACAGUCCUCAUGACCACUCAUACCGCUACGUAUUUUGUCCAGCGUGCUGAUCGGAUAGUCGUCUUAGGAAGUGACGGCAGAAUCGCUGAGCAAGGGUCGUUCGAGAAGCUGAUAAGCAAUCCGAACAGUUUUCUCCAUACCAUCGAGCUUCGGGAAGAGAACGCAGGCAAUAUGUCCGAAGAGCCAAAUGAUGCUGUUCAGAUUCCGACGAAUCCGGUCGGCGAGUCAGACGAUGCUCUAGAGUCUCCUUCUGCACGCCGGAUCGGAGAGCUCUCGACCUAUGCAUACUGGUUCAGAUCAUUCGGAUCGAGACUAUCUCUUCUGUUCCUCGCCGCAACGUUGUUGGCAGGGUUUUUCUGGAAGUUUAUGGAGAUCUGGGUUCGGUGGUGGUCUGAUGCAGAAGCACCGCGACACUCUCUGGGAUACUGGAUCGGUUGGCAUAUUGCGUUCGCGCUCCUCGCAUUGCUGUUCGAUUUUGCCAAAUUCUGGACCAUCCUCGUCUGGGCUGUACCUCACUCAUCAGCACAUCUCCACCGACGGAUCUUGAAAAGCGUGAUGAACGCUCCAUACUGGUUCUUCUUCAAGACGAAUCUGGGGUCGAUAGUGAAUCGCUUCUCCAAUGACAUGACGUUGAUCGAGAGCGCCGCUGCCGGUCCUAUCUUGCAAGCUUCGGAGAGCCUGACGAUGCGAUUCUACCUUCGCACAUCGCGCCAGCUGCGCCACAUGGAUCUUGAAACACAGGCACCUUUGGUUGACGCAAUUCAAGAGACGAUGUAUGGCGUUUCGACUAUUCACGCCUUUGGAUGGCAAUCUGCUUCCCAUCGGAAAUUCAUCAGCCUGUUGGACCGUUCUCAACGCCCGCACUACCUUCUGCUGUGUAUUCAAAGAUGGCUAAGCCUCAUGCUGGACCUUCUGACAGCCAUUAUCGCCACCGUCGUUGUCGCCCUAGCUGUCAGCAUACCGUCAACAUCAUCUGCGAGUUCUCUAGGUUUAGCCUUGCUCAACAUCUUGGGGUUUAACGGUCAACUCUCUACUUUCGUAGUCGCGUGGACGACGAUCGAGACGUCUGCCAGUGCCGUCUUUCGUUGUCAAAUUUUUGAAAGAACAACACCAGACGAGCAACUGCCCCAGGGAAUGGCGAAACCGAAUCAAGACUGGCCGGCAGAAGGAAAGAUUAUCAUCCAAGACUUGCGCGCUACUUACACCCCUGAUGGUCCGAAUAUUCUCCACGGAAUCAGUCUUCGUAUUGCGCCAGGAGCCAAAGUCGGCAUCUGCGGCAGGUCGGGAAGUGGGAAAUCAUCUCUUCUGCUCUCGUUCUUCCACAUGCUGGAAAACAUUCCCAGUGGCAGUAUUUUCAUCGACCAUGUUGAUCUUACUACUGUUCCUCGAAGCUCACUCCGGGAACGCCUUACGGCGAUUCCUCAAGAGACAUUGAUAAUACCUGGUUCCAUGAGGGAGAAUAUGGACCCUUUGCAAAAGAGGAAUGUCGACGAGAUGAAUUCGGCUUUGGAGAAAGUCGGUCUCGCUUCACUCGUCGCUGAUCGGGGUGGUAUUGAAACCAACAUGGCCGACAUCGGUCUGUCUCAAGGUGAACUGCAGCUAUUUGCUGUUGCUAGGGCACUUUUACGCCCGAGCAAUAUCCUACUGGUGGAUGAGAUGACCUCCUACAUGGAUUCUUCGUCCGAGAAGGCGAUUCUUGACCUUGUGCAAAGCGAGUUCGAGGGCAGCACAGUUAUAGCGGUUGCGCAUCGGCUCGCUACCAUUGUCGACUUUGACAUGAUUGUAGUUUUGGACGCGGGGCGCCUGAUUGAGUCUGGGCACCCGCAUGAACUCCUUCAGAAACCGGACGGGCAGUUCCGGAGGAUGUGGGACCAGCAAGAGUCGCAAGAUCGGUAA
Alternaria rosae is the source of this 4206-nucleotide messenger RNA. Its product is annotated as putative ABC transporter. Gene Ontology annotation, molecular function: ABC-type transporter activity; ATP binding; ATP hydrolysis activity. Gene Ontology annotation, biological process: transmembrane transport. Gene Ontology annotation, cellular component: membrane. The record is from RefSeq and is a predicted model, not a curated record. NCBI's taxonomy places the organism in Eukaryota, Fungi, Ascomycota, Dothideomycetes, Pleosporales, Pleosporaceae. The coding region runs from base 1 to 4206 and encodes 1401 amino acids. The transcript is spliced from 3 exons.